This is a messenger RNA of Tachysurus fulvidraco (yellow catfish), 4685 nucleotides long. RefSeq names its product cholinergic receptor, nicotinic, beta 2 (gene chrnb2). The transcript has 6 exons. Gene Ontology annotation, biological process: nervous system process; regulation of membrane potential; monoatomic ion transmembrane transport. Gene Ontology annotation, cellular component: synapse; neuron projection; postsynaptic membrane. The coding region runs from base 287 to 1831 and encodes 514 amino acids. The record is from RefSeq and is a predicted model, not a curated record. Gene Ontology annotation, molecular function: acetylcholine-gated monoatomic cation-selective channel activity; transmembrane signaling receptor activity. Lineage: Eukaryota; Metazoa; Chordata; Actinopteri; Siluriformes; Bagridae.
ACCGAUUCCUGAGCGAAUCUCGCAUCACUAACGGUGCGCUUCUUGUGCGUCAUGAGCAACCCUUUAUAUAUCUGGGAUCUCGUAACACGCGCCCUUUUUUCUUCUAUGAUAAAUUAUUCUUUUUAAGUCCAGGGUGGACGUAAAGGCAUUCUAGGCUUAAUUAGCACAAGAAAGCCCACCACUCGGUUAUUCUGGGCUUAGUGUCCAUCUCUCCAUCCCAUUCGCUCACCGAUCCGCGCGCGCCAACAAUAUUCCUGCGACUGAUGUCCUCCUCAUCCGAGCCGACAUGGCUCCAUGGACCGCGUUGUGCCUACUGCUGGCCACUGCGACAAGUAUCCAAGGAGCUGACACAGAGGAGCGACUGGUCGAGCAUCUCCUAAAUCCUGCUCACUACAACAAACUCAUUCGGCCAGCAACUAAUGGCUCGGAGUUAGUGACCGUGCAGCUGAUGGUUUCACUGGCACAGCUUAUCAGUGUGCACGAGAGAGAGCAGAUCAUGACAACUAACGUCUGGCUAACUCAGGAAUGGCAGGACUACCGUCUCGCAUGGGACCCGGAUAAGUUUGAUGGCAUGAAGAAGGUCCGCCUUCCAUCCAAACACAUCUGGCUGCCUGAUGUUGUCCUCUACAACAAUGCUGAUGGGAUGUAUGAAGUUUCCUUCUACUCCAACGCUGUAGUCUCAUAUGACGGUAGUGUGUUCUGGCUGCCACCAGCAAUCUACAAGAGUGCCUGCAAGAUCGAGGUGAAGCACUUCCCAUUCGACCAGCAGAACUGCACGUUGAGUUUCCGUUCCUGGACCUAUGACCGCAUGGAAGUAGACCUAGUGUUGCGUUCCGACGUGGCCAGCAUGGAUGACUUCACACCGAGUGGUGAGUGGGACAUCAUUGCGUUACCUGGGCGUCGCAAUGAGAACCCAUCAGACCCAGCCUACGUGGCCAUCACUUAUGAUUUCAUAAUCCGCCGCAAGCCACUUUUCUACACAAUCAACCUGAUAAUCCCAUGUGUGCUGAUUACAUCACUGGCUAUUCUGGUGUUCUACCUGCCGUCGGACUGUGGUGAGAAGAUAACGCUAUGCAUAUCUGUGCUGCUAGCGCUCACUGUAUUCCUGCUGCUCAUCUCCAAGAUUGUGCCACCCACAUCUCUGGAUGUGCCACUUGUGGGCAAGUACCUGAUGUUCACCAUGGUGCUUGUCACAUUCUCCAUUGUCACUAGUGUGUGUGUGCUCAACGUGCACCAUCGUUCUCCUACCACCCACACCAUGCCCCCGUGGGUCAGGGUGGUCUUCCUUGAUAAGCUCCCUGCACUACUCUUUAUGCGACAGCCCAGGAACAGCAGCGAGCGGCAAAAGCUACGGCAACGGCGUCGUGCCGGUGAGAAACUUGGAAUCUCUGGACAAGAGAGUGGCGAGGCGUGCACAUGCUACGUUAAUCGGGCCUCGGUCAAGCAGUUUGGAGGAGAGGUGGGUGAAAGCGGUGGAGAAUCCAUAGAAGGAUUGAAUGGUCUGAGGGAUGGAGGACGUGAGGGCAGAGAGGGCACCUCAGCUUUGCCACGGACAAAGCAGCAGCCUCCUGCUGCUAUUCCUCAGGGCCUUCUGGGCCAGGCAUGCCCAGGUUUCGAGGAAGCUGUGGAAGGAGUGCGUUUUAUUGCCAGCCACAUGAAGUGUGAAGAUGACGAUCGCAGCGUGAGCGAGGACUGGAAAUAUGUUGCCAUGGUAAUCGAUCGCCUCUUUCUCUGGAUCUUCGUCUUCGUGUGCGUCUUUGGCACAGUAGGGAUGUUCCUGCAGCCUCUAUUUCAGAACUCAUCCAAGACUGUCAUGAAUACGCCGGGCUGACCGAUCGGACAUCCCGACAUCACAGGAUGGAGAAAGGAGAGAGGAUCGUGAGCUCAUGCCAAGGGGAACUGAGAUGGGUUUGCGUCUGACUUUAGGUUUAUAUGGAGACCUUUUUUGGAAUAUCUAAACACAAUCAAUAACCACACAGCAAUUUUUUAAAAUGCGAAGCACCUCUCAUCCAAUACCCUCCCUCGUCUUUUUUGUGUGACACAAUAAGCAAAUCAGGGAGAGAGCACACUUCACUCUGCCAGCCAAUCAGUGUUAAUCUCUGCAAGCAGCCUGCUAUUGAGCCAUCUUCACCCACAAGCUCCACCGUGUGACCGCUAGAGAGCAUACAGCUUCUUCAAGAGACCAGUGACUGCUAAAUACUGUGGGAGAAAUGGGAUUAAGUCAAAAGUCAUUUUUAUUUCUAUCUCUUCUAACAAUUUUCCAGUACGAUUCAUUUUUCCUAGUCAUAUCUACAUGCUAUAUAUCUACAUACACGACUCAAUGAUCAGUUUAGGCUUUGAGGCAAUAUUGUAUUAUUCUCUUAACAUAACCAGAAUGUGUGUUACGGUGUUGACGUGAACGACAAUACAUUAACCUUAGCAGGGAAACAAGUUCUGGAAACUGUACACUACAAAAGCGGGAGACAUUAACUAAUCACACUUCUGAGAAAACGUAAGACAAACUGAAUAGGUAUAGGCAUUUUAGAGUUUAGUUCCUCUUUUCCUUUCCUUUAAUUUGCUUUUAUACAUUUCGGGUUCCUUGUGCAGCUCUAAAGUGUGUUGCCAUUUGCUUGGAAUGAAUGGUGGAGCACACACACAGUGUAUUAUUAAUGUUUUGGGACACUGUCGUUUGUGGUGGCGGGUAACAAUACACUCCUGCACUAUGUUUGUACCAUAACCUUGCUUGCACUGCUGCCAUCCUUUCCAUUCAACUGUAUCUCUCUCAUUGCUUUUACUUUCUCCUUCUAUUUGAUCCCCUGUCUUCAAACUUACCGUGGAGUGAAAUCCAUCCUAAUAUUGUUAUACUCUGUAUCACAAACCCUGUCUGUAUGAAUUUUAAUCAUUCACUUGCCUGUGAUGUACGAUUACGGUUGGCUCAAUGCAAGCCAUUUGAUCAGGGUGGUUUUUCACGGUAAUAACCUGCUACCUUUUUUCUAAGCCGGGUCUUUCCUAAAGAGGGUCAUUGAAAAUCCAUAUCUGAACAAAUCUACUUGUGUGUUCCUGCGUGCCAUUCAGGUGAUUCAUCACUGUCCUCAGAUUCUCCCGCAUAUAUAUUUCUGCAUCAUCGCCUUAGGGACACGAGGCCAUGUUUCCAGUUCUAAAAAGUAUCCUUAACCUUCCUUCUAAUACCGUAACUAAAGGAAAAGGAAUUAUAUCCCAUUUUUUAUUUUAUCUACAUUAGCAACAAAUACUUGCCAAGAGAUGUUAUGCUGGCAAAUAAAGAUGCACCUCUAUGCAUAAUUUAAACAAACACACACACACACACACACACACACACACACACACACACACACGCCCUUCCCAGACUCACGCCUUUAUUCCUCUGCCUGACCCUUACACUAUCUUAACCUGUUAAAUAAAGGCUAGAGGUUCAUUAAUUAUGAGUGUGUGUGUGUAUGUGUGUGUCUGAUUUAUGAUCAAUUGUGUCUAUGUAAAGGUUUAUUAAUGGCUUCUUGGAAUUAACUGAGAUCACUGACCUUUUUAUUGUGAGUAAUGUAGACAAAAGAGGUACAUUAGUAAAAGUGAAACAACUAUUCCGUCCAGAGGGGGAAUUCGUGGCCUAAUAGUUAGAGAGUUUGACUCCUAACCCUAAGGUUUUGGGUUCGAGUCUCGGGCCGGCAACACCACGACCGCGAGGCACCGAACCCUCCCCAACUGCUCCCCGGGGGCCGCUGCAUAAAUGGCUGCCCACUGCUCCGGGUGUGUGUUCAUGGUGUGUGUGUGUUCACUGCUGUGUGUAUGCACUUUGGAUGGGUUAAAUGCAAAGAAUGGACUCUUGAGUAUGGGUCAACGUACUUAGCCGUAUGUCACGUCACUUUCACUUGUCACUUUUAGAAUUGAUUUUCAUUAUCAUAACUAGAACAGAUUCCAUUCUGAGGAUAAGGAAUUUUAACCACACUGACUAAAGCUGAGCUAGGUCUUCGAAUUGCAGUGGUAUUUAGGAGAUACUUAACAGUCUCUAAACCAGGUCAAAUAUCAACCCCCCAACCCCCCACCCCCAAUAUUGUAGGAAAAGAUAUGUUUUCUGUCUGUGACAUCCUACAUAAAAAUCUGCCUGAUUUUAUUCUGUUCGGUUAUUUAGUUUGGGCUAAAUCCUAAGUUAAGCAUUUGUGAUUUAGGUCAGAUGAUGUAUACAAAUUCAUUCCCAGGUACCUUUUUUUUAAGAGUCACAGAAUAUUAAGAUUACUACGUAUAUUCAUGGUUGCCAGAUUUUCUUCAUUGGAAGCUUCUAUGACAAGAUUUUCAUUAGAACCUAACCACCACCUUUAAAAAUCUAUUUCGUCAUUCAGUAAAUCCUAUGUAAACAGUGAUACACGAUGGACAGGAAGUACAGCAGUAGAAAUCAUAAAGCUUAGACAGGAGUGAAAACAGAGAAUAAACAACAACCGAAGCCGUUCACUGGACAGGAUACAAACAAAUAUUUUUGAUGUUUAUAUUGCACACAAGAUCUAUUCGAGGUCAUAUAGUGAUGUGUACAUGGGCUGUAGUUGUUUAUACUUAACUUAUGUUGACUUAUUGUAGUAAUAAAAUAUUGCCAAUAAGUUUGUUAGUUUAUUGUGCUUCCCCGUAAAUAUAUAUAUUUGCUCAAGGUUUUAGAAGGUGAACAAACCCUCAUUGGCAGCAGAACAUCGUCCACAGCAUCGCAA